GUUGUUGCUUUUGCCUGCUAGCUCAGCUCAGCUCCUUCUGAGGAGGACUCACGGCAUUUGUCUUAAGGGGGUAGAAAGAUGGCAUCCCAGCUGUUGCGUUUGAGGCUGUUGGGCCUCGCUGCUUUGCUGACCUUGUUGGCUUUCACAGAAGUGACAGGUGAUGGCAAGGAGCUGCACAGGCUCUUCAGAAAAAGAGAUGUGGCAGGAGUGGCUCCUCCAGCCUCCUCCUCCUCCAAGGCCUCAGUGGCCAUGCCGCCCUCCAAAGCGCAGGAGUUCCUAGCAAAGCUGAGGCGCACCAAGAGGAACAUUUGGGACCGCAGCAGACCGGACGUGCAGCAGUGGAUCAUGCAGUUUAUGUACAUGGGCUACGACGAGCAGAGGCUGGAGACGGACCUGUCCUACUGGAUGGACCACGCACGCUCCACUGACCACGGACGUCAGCAUCACUACGAUGAGAAUGCCCCGAUCGGCCCGCGUGACCCAAACUCGUACCGACACGGCGCCAAUGUCAACUAUGACUACUAUUAGCAUGAGCACGCCAACCCCCCCCCCCCCCCGCCCGGUGCGAGAACAAAGCAGCUUCCUGGUCUGAAUAAAAUAAAAUGAACGCAAGCACAUAAGCUUGUUAUGUGAAAAUGACCUUGCUUCUACAAGUAAACAUGCUAUCAUGUCAUGUCCAAAAAUAAUAAAUAUGCUC
Molecule: messenger RNA, 697 nt
Organism: Dunckerocampus dactyliophorus (ringed pipefish)
Lineage: Eukaryota; Metazoa; Chordata; Actinopteri; Syngnathiformes; Syngnathidae
Gene: ecrg4a
Product: ECRG4 augurin precursor a
Exons: 4
Coding region: 79-528 (149 amino acids)
Biological process (GO): anaphase-promoting complex-dependent catabolic process; cellular senescence; central nervous system development
Source: RefSeq, a predicted model, not a curated record